Messenger RNA from Pyricularia pennisetigena, 1260 nucleotides. RefSeq lists its product as uncharacterized. The record is from RefSeq and is a predicted model, not a curated record. NCBI's taxonomy places the organism in Eukaryota, Fungi, Ascomycota, Sordariomycetes, Magnaporthales, Pyriculariaceae. The coding region runs from base 1 to 1260 and encodes 419 amino acids. The transcript has 5 exons.
AUGGCAUACUACGAAAACUCGCAGUGGCCCGCUGGUGGCCAAUCGGGAUGGGAUCACCAGACGCCCCCGGUCCGCUCAGGUGCCAGCUCUACAGUUCCACGAGAAGAGGCUCCUGCCUUCGUUUCCCAAUAUGAGGAAGUCGAAAAGGCGAUCGAUAACCUUGUUAAGAGUGGAAAGAUGUUUAACAUGACCGGCCGACGUGAGUCGCUUCCAGCUCAUGCUCCUCAAUUCCCCCCGGGUCCUUCCAGAAAGCCGCGUUUAGACUAUGGUGACAACCGCAUUCCCUCGGGUCCAGGCUCACGCCCUCACUCGGUCGGCGGCUUCCACGAUGAUCGCUCCGGCCCUCAUCAGGGCUCCAACCUGUCAAACUUUUACGCCAGCCAACGACAACAGCCCUCGCGUGGUACGAACGAAGCGGAGCAGAUGAUGCAGGCCAAGCGGAGGAUGGCGGCUCAACGGGAACGAGAACUGCGCAACUACCACCAGGAGCAGCAGUAUAACCGAACCUCUAUCUCGGACGUCAGACCCGAUCGUACUCUGAGCCCCGGCAGCAACAUGUCCGAAGAUGAGCGCCGGGAGCUGAUCGCCCGUCAACGCAGCGCUUUGUAUGGUGAGGGUCAGUUCGCAGACGGUGGUAGCUACGUGGACGAGACUGGAGCAGUACGCCCAGGCUUGCCUGGCCAGCCCCAGCAUACAUCCCAGGCUAUCGCGCCGCCUCCCAUGGGUGGCGUAGGGCUGCGCGGUCAUUCUCCGCUUGCUUAUGAGUAUGGUCGAACCCCGCCCGUCAAUGCUGAGGCUCAGCCUGGCGCCCUCGAAGGCUCGCAGGCCGCCAACAUUGCCGCCAACGACCGCUCGCGCGCCAAUUCGAACGCCAGCCCGCAGUCCAACUCUGGCCUUCCUCUGCCGCAGCAGCCGGCCGUCAACCGGACCAGCAACUCUUCGCCCGCUGGCUCACCGGGCAGCAACAAACCCGCAACGUCGGUUGCGCCUAUUGGUACCCGUCCCUCGACCACGGCGGCUGGAUCAACGCCUCCGGUGAACCCGGCUCUCACCAAGCAGCGGUCUACAACGCCGGCCCCCUCCCCGCUGAGCCAGGGUUACACUGCCUCAGGCAAUGGGGACGAAAAGGCAACGCCGACCACGACCGCGCCUGGCUCACAGGCGACAGGCGCUCCUGACGUCUCGGGCUGGGGUGCCCGCUCUGGCGUCUGGGGUAGCAAGUCUGGUCUUGGCUCCGUCCAGGCCAGUGUCUGGGGUUAA